Molecule: messenger RNA, 7053 nt
Organism: Pelodiscus sinensis (Chinese soft-shelled turtle)
Lineage: Eukaryota; Metazoa; Chordata; Testudines; Trionychidae
Source: RefSeq, a predicted model, not a curated record
CCAUUAAGCUCCACACAAGGACUCAGGGCUGCCUCUCCCCAAGUUCCAAAGCUUCCACAACUGGCGGGGGGGAGUGCCCCUUUUACCAUCCCCAGCACGGGCUGGUGGGAAGCGACCAGCCCAGCAGGUCUGGCUCCUAGACGGGGGGACCACGGGCAGGAGCAGAGUAUGUGGAGCGCCGUGGAGCCUCACGCUCCACUCCCAGAAUACCUGCUGACUGCUUUUGGGGGCACAACACUGUGCCUCAGGACAGGCAGGCACCAGGCAGCAUGCCUUAGUGCUGCUGCCAAGGUAAGGGCGAGCCCCAAGCUCCGGCCCCACUCUGAGGCCCCUCUAACCCGGAACCACCUCCUGCACUCCAGGCCCUUCCUCGUUGGCCUCACCCUGAAGCGACCCCCAGUCUAGAGCCUGUGUCUCCCUCCUGGACCCCAAACUUCUCAUCCUCAGCUCUACCCCAGAGCCCUCAUAUUUCUGCACCCCAGUCCUCUGCCCCAGGCCUGAGCUGCCCUCACACUCAGAGCCCCUCAGCCCCACUCCCGCCACAAAGAAUUUUGUUACGUACUUGGAUAUGGAAGCGAUGUGUCCCACGCCACCUCCACACUGACGGACAUGGCAGAACUCAUUCCAGGGAACACUGGUUAAAAGGCUGAGCCUUGUGAUGGAUGGAGGAAUGCAUUUCCGACACAUCUUGCUGUCAAUCACAGCUUUGGGUGCCACUGCUGUGAAGAGUUUUCAGUUGCAGUGUAUGAUUUGUAAGUGUCACAAACUUCCCACCUAAACUCCCUGGCCAGGAAUAAUUCGCCCUCACAAGCCAUUUUGCCUCUCUCUUGUAUUUGUGCUGAGUGUUUCGCUAAGGUACCUGGCUGGUGCACAGAGUUGCUGUAUGUGAAUCAUUUUCAAGGAAAUGGAAAGGGAGAGUUGGUAUGACAGGAAACUCACCACAUUGCCAAUACCCAGCAAUGAGCUGGCCUUGGAAUUCACUUGCAAGAACUUAAAUGAUAAAAUCUUGACCAUCCCCUCCCCCACACUGCUUAUUGGUACCGAGGAAGUGGGCAGAGGGACACGGGGUGUGAGGAACAAAAGAUGUGCCUGGUUAAAAUAAGUGACUCUCCGAAGCGAUGAGAGAAAAAAGCUUGGCCAGUGCAGACAGUCACCAACUGCCGUAGCAUAGGCAGUGACCUUCGGUGAGCAGUAUGCCUUGUGGGCCAGACGUCUCCCUUAGGUCAACCCAUUUACAACUGCUGAGGAGCAGUCCUCAGACCCCGUUGCCUGCCAGUCCCCUUAGUCACCUCCGUGACUCACGGAGCCCAGGCUUACGUUCUCUAGUAGUCACAGAUGCAGCAGAAGUGGGUGGGCUGCAGCUCACCGCUCUCAGGUUGCCUCCCUUUGCAUCUGAAUGACCUGGCUCUUUGGCCACGGCCGAAUUGCGGGGAGGCGCGCUGUUCUGCAGAGAGGGGCAUGGGGUGGGGGCUCUUGCAGCCUUGUUGUCUGACUGUGUUCAAUGCCCCCGCAGGGAUUUUUCACUGAUGGCCAUGGAGCUUUCUGCCAGCGAGCUCAGCAUUUAUGACAAGCUGUCGGACACCAUUGACCUAGUGAGGCAGACUGGGCACCAGUGUGGGAUGUCUGAGAGAGCCAUUGAGAAGUUUGUCAAGCAGCUUUUGGAAAAAAACGAGCCCCCCCCGGGCCCUCCCCGCUACCCCUUCUUGCUGACUGUCUACAAGGGCCUGCUUACCCUGGGGUUGAUUUUGCUAACUGCAUAUUUCGUGAUGCAGCCACAUAGCUCUUCGCCACCUGAAACCACGCUCUCCAGGGCCCACGCCUGGGGCUUCCUCGUCGGUCACAUCCGGCUGCUCUCUUUGCCCAUUGCCAAGAAGUACAUGCUGGAGAAGUGCUAUGACUGGCGGGGACUAGAUUGCAGGAAGAACGGUUCUAUGAUUCCUGCCAACUGCUCUUGCUGUGCUGCCAUUGAAAGCCUCCAGGUAGUGACUGACCUAGGACAAUUAUCAGAAAACUUCCAGAGGCCUCAGCCACUCAUAAUCAAGACAGGGCAGCAUCUGUCUUACGAGGAACUGAAGCAUUUCCAGUCCCAGUACCCAGAACUGACAGAGGUGACAGUAGAAGAGAAUUCCGCUGAACUAUGGCGCUGCCUUCCCAGACCGAUGUUUCCAUUUGCCUUCCCCUGGAACAAAGGCCUGAAUAAAACUCAGAUUCUCCAGGAACUUUUCCCUGCUUUGUCUUCGCUGGCAUUCCCAAAGGCAAUCUCCCUGGAAAGCUGCUUUCUCAUUCGCCACCCAGCAUUAGGGAACAAGACCCGUGGCCUGCACAGCACCUUUGCUGUUGGAAGCGGGCAGCUGACCCUGACUGUCACAUCUUCCAAGGAGUGCAGGCGGCACUGCCGGACGCUCUCGGUGGAGCUGGAAGCUGGGGACUUCGGCUACGCCAGCGCGGCCCACUGGAGGCUGAGCUUCAGCUCCAGAGGAGCAGAGCCCGUAGUCCUUUGCGAUGGGUCCACUUGCUAAGAACCGUGGGGAUGCCGGCGUCGAGGGCACGCACAGCGGGGACAAGGAGAGGGGCGUAUGAAGCUGGUGCCACUGAGAGACUCUGCCCACAAAGCGGGAGGCCUGGUAUUCCCUGACCUCCAAAGUCAGACUUGCUCAGACAUCCCUUGGGAGAGGUAGAGCUAAACUUGGGUAACCCCGGGGGCACACAGAUGUGCCCCAGGCUUCUCCUUGCCUCCUUUGUGACUGUUACACUGUCAUAGUUUUACAGGGAGCCCCAGAGCGGGCAACACAGUGAAUGAAACUGCCCUGUGCAUUUAUCCCAGAGGGGCAACCCGAGGCCUGCCAUGAGGGCAGCUCUGUCAAGGGGACACAUUAUGGAAACAUUCUCUGGUUCCUCCCCCCAUCACAACCCAAUUAUGGGCUCCAUGUGGAUGCGCACGAGCCCCUCAGGCCUGGCUCCGUGCCAUGGGGAAAGAACAGGCCUCCCAGCCCCACGCACAGCUGCAUUCUUGUACCAAAUGCAUCUGUUUGACCCUUUCCCCCUUGUCUCGCUGGGAUUGCUCUUCUGCAUGAUGGUGUUACAGUUAGGGAUGUCAACGGGGCCGUACGCAGCUGGGCUAGAGUGGUCCCACUGCCUGCCCCCAUUUAAACAGUUAAACGGUUAAGACAACGUUUAACAGGUUAACUAAUGAAACGGGAUUUUAUGUCCCUAGUGAAAAUCUUUGAAAUAUUGGCCUCCGUCUACCCUGGCACCUUGCAGAUCCUGCUUGUCUGUACCAUGCUGCUCUGGUUUGAAAUGUGCUGACUUGCCUUCCGGGCCCAUCCUGGGAAGGGCCUAAGUUGGGGGGAGCCUUUCGGAUCUGGGUUAUCUGGAAGUUCCUUCUUCCCCCAAUCAGCUGCGUUAACUUCUUCCGGACCGCAGAGCGCUGCUUUCUCCCGAGCGAAGGCUGACUUUUCCCUGACUCCCUUCCGGGCCUGCUCUGCAUGUUUCCUGGUGCUCGUGUGCUCCCCAGCAGUGCCUUUCGAGAGGAUCGGCUUCCUCUUGUGCAAGCUGCAGCUGCUGCAGUUCCUCUCCAGCCUGGCCCUCGGGCCGUUGUUCCCGUGUGGAAGAUGGCUGACAGCUGCCUCGGGCUGGGGCUCAGGACAUUCCCUUGCACUUACUAAUCUGGGAUUUGAAAAGCCUCUUCAGCAAGCGAGUCAGUUACGAGCCACAAGAAUCAUCUCAGAUGCAAAGACCUGCCGGAGUGGAAGGGUUCGCUCCACCCUCUUGCAGCUUUUGGCAGCAGCUGGAGAUGGGGCUGACGCUGCGUUGUUGGGGUGGGACAGUGUGUUUUGAGGUGCCGGCCCUGGUUAGAGCCUGGCUUUGCUGGGUGCUCUAAAAAGCUAAAGAAGGUUACUGUCCCAGGGCCCGCCGGGCAGAGCUUUCCAUCCACGCACACUGCUAACGCGUCGCUCUCCAGGUGCCUUUGCAGAGCCCGUCGCGGGAGAACAGGCUGCCAGUGGGUGGGGUUUGUUUCAUUUGGCUUUGAACCAUUUAAUUGGCAGAAAAAUCCUACAGCGCACAGGGUCUGUGCAAGUCCCAGCACUGCUGCUUGGGGAUUGUGCGUGCACCCCCGCGCGCUCUCGUAAGUGCGGGGCCGUGUGCCUCUCUCCCUUGUUCGAGGGCAGAAGGGUCCUGCCCUAAAUACACGCAUUGGUGACCGAUGCUGCUUACGUUUUGGCAGCAUCUCAGUUUACAUUGAGAGGCAAAUGGGUAACCUCAGCUCCCCGGCUUUUCUGUCGUCAGUAGGGAUGUGAAUGGUUAACCAGGAAGCAUCACCCUUACUGGCUGGGGCUCCCUGCGAAAUUAUGACAGUUAACUGGCCCUGCCAGGCUGGAGCUGCUCCCCACCCACAGGAAGGUGCGGUGGGUCUGGACAGGCUGGAGGGCAGGGUGCGGGGGCGCACCAGUCUGGCUGGGGAUGCCAUGCUGCAGCCCAGGUGUGCUCCAGCCCAGCCAGAGCAACCCCAGCCUGCCUCCCAGUAAGCGUUUACCCAGCUGACUGAUGACAUGGGAUUUUACAUCUCUGUGCUUAGCAGCCAAUGAGAGACCGAGGCAGGGAGUGUAUUGGACUCAGUGUUGUGAAGAUCACGGGUGAGUUAAUGCUGCUUGUGCUGCUAAGUGUCCUUGAAUGUGACUUAUCAAAAGUUGCAGAGAGAAUUGUUAGUAGCCUGUUCAGUGCUUGUGUUCUGAGACCCGCGUCAGUGCCAGCACAGCUCCCUGGCCUGAUGGCAGGAGAAAUCAGCCAAUAGUGCAGUCAGCCGCCAGGCUCCCUAGCAAGCAGUGGUUUGUAAAGCUGGCUUAUGUCUACUCUGCAGACGUGCUACUAUAGAGCCAGCUCUGCCCCAGCUCAAACACAACUGGCGGUGUUAUGCCCAUUGGACAGACGAUGAUGAAUCUGUCCUGAUCACAGGCCUGCGUCCAAGUGCACUUUCUGCCUAUGUCUGCAGAGCUGCGUGUAAGAAACAGUGCACACGCCCAACCCUCACUGCCUUUGGAACUGACAUCAUCUGUUUUUACACUUCCACUGCGCGUUCUCCUCUGCUCCCAGGAGCUGCGAGGAAUGAGAGGCAGACUUAGCUGCUAACCUGAAAGAGGAGGGGGCUGACUUUACUCUGCUUGUUAAAAACUGGAGAAUCAAAGCUGGUCCCACCGGCCAUAGAGUUCAGAGCCCUCAGCAGCGGAAGGGGGUCUCACUCAAGUCCAUCCCUGUCUCCAGCCGCCAGAGAAGCAGAGUGAGCCUGUUGCUGUGCUUUGGCCCAGGCCUGGUGGGCUGGGCUUGAACUCCUGGGUAGGGGAGGUCAAAGGAGAAGGUGGCUGGUGAAUCUGAGCUGUCGCAUGCUGCAGGAGUUUCAGCUCUUAGUCAGCGCUUUCCAGGCUAGCCAGUCUGAUGACUGCAGCAGGCAAGAAUUGGUCCCAACCCACCCCCACCUCGUUUGUGUUUCAGGGGCACAGCUUCUCCCGGCCAGAGAAGCAACAGCAUGUCCAGACACAGUGAGAUUCCAGUCUUGUGAUCUCCCCCAGCCAAGGACUUGGCAGCUAAAGGGUUAAAUGUGGCCCCACACAGCCCGCCAGCUCCUGUGGCUCCAGCCUUUGUAACAGUUCAUUCCACUUUUGAAAUCCACUGAGUGCCUGCCUGCUCCUGUGUGAGCCUGCAGAUGGACUUGUACCCGCCAUGGCCUUGCAAAGCUGAUGUGAAAAGUCACAGUCAAGGCACAAAACUUGCCUUGCUCCUGUACGGAGAGAUCACCUGCUCCAGGGAAGGGGACAGGUGGAGCUUUGCAGAGGCUGGCUUAAGGCCUGUCUCCGAUAACCCAAGACAUUUGAUGCCCCCAUCUCUCUGGCUCUAAGCCUGUGGCCACUUUGCUGAUUUCAACCCUGGGAAACUAGGAGGAUCUGGGCAGCCAGUUCCCUUGGACUUUACCAAGAAUUGUGCAGUGCCACAAAUCUCAGCCUCAGAAUCCCACUGCAAGGGCUCCCACUGCGAGGUCAUGUCAGUCCAGCUAGCACAGGGCACUGGCUUGGGCCUCAGCACAGGCUGGCAGUGUGUGUGUGCCCCUGGCAUAGGGGGCUUGUGCCAGCCACGUGGACGUCUGUGCCGCCAUGGCUUCCCUGUGCUCGUUGGCUGUGUCAAGCAGGCUCAGGCUAGCCGGGUGGGGCUGCCCAAGCUGCAGUCGCACCCGUGUCACAUGCAGCCGCAGAGGAGGAGGGAAGAUCAACCACUAAGGGGAUGGUCCCCGUGCUACACAGUGAGGAAGAGGAGCCUCCACCCUUUCUCACGCAAGUCGUCCUGCCUCUGCAAAGGGACCGCGGCUGUGAGAAAGGGCUGCAGGCUCGAUCCUGCAGUAUGCUGAAGUGCCCUGGAGUCCCUGCUCAUUCUGUGGGAAAUAAGGGAACUCGGCACUUUCCAGGGUCUGACCACAAAUAAUGAGCAAUUCCAGGAGCCUUGCACCCAAAGAACAGAACCCUUUCACCUCUCAGAGAAUUCAGCUGCCUCCUCUUGUGUGUUUUCUGGCGAGCGAUGUGUUCUCCUCUUCUGGGUGUCUGAAACAGGUCUCUUACGGGACAGAGGAAGGGUUGUGUUGAGUUAAACAUGGGAAGUGCUGGCCUUUCCUUUUGCUUUGCAAAUUCUAAUCAAUGAUAAUUGAUUUAUUUGUAAUGUUAUCUUUUUUGUGGUGGAAAAGGGGGUAAUAUGGUUAAUUGUAACAUACUACAAAAACUCAGGGGUAUGCUGGGCAAACUAUUAUAUAAAUAUAUGCAUAAAGACUGUUGAAUUAUGUACACUAAACAUUCAAGUGGCUGUUAAUGUAAAUAUGCAGUGAAUGUUAUGAAUGAUUAUAAUUUAAUAUAUUGCAGUUUGUAAAUAAUUGGGAAAAGUCUGUAAAAAGUGUAAAUAAAUCAGCUUUAUAUAUAAGAUUUUUUUUAAAAAAAAUCACUUUUUUGCAUUGAAAUACAAACGUUGAUGCACUUUUUUCCCCAAUGUGGAUUUUUCUUUAAUAAAAAAAGAAACCAU